AUGGAGUGCAGGCCGAUAGAGAUCACGAUCCAAUCAGCGAAGGACCUCAAGGACGUCAACCUCCUCUCCAAGAUGGACGUCUACGCCGUCGCCUCCAUCAAAGGCGACCCCAAAAGCUCCAAGCAGCAGAAGCACAAGACUCCCGUCGACAAGGACUGCGGCCCCAACCCUAGGUGGAACCACCGCGUCAGCUUCACCGUCGACGAGCCCUCCCUCCACCAGAACCGCCUCACAAUCAAAUUCGAGAUCUUCUCCGACCGCAGCCUCGGCGACCGCGAGAUCGGCGAGGUCAACGUCCCCGUCAAGGAGCUCUUCGAUGCCGCCGCCGGGGCGGCGGGGGAGAAAUCGACGACUUACGCGGUCAGGACUCCCAACGGCAAGAGCAAAGGGACGCUGACGUUCGCCUACAAGUUCGGCGAGAAAUUCUCCGCCCCGGCCGCGUCGCCAAAGGCGGUGAAGCAAGAUCCGAACCAGCCGAUGAUGGCCUACCCGCCGAAUCUCGGAGUCGGGGCGGGCGGCAGCUCGGGUUACCCGCCGUACCAACCGCCGCCGCCUCCUCCGCCUCAACACGGAGCUUAUCCGGGUCAUCCACAGGGCGGGUACCCGUAUCCAUACCCGGCCCAACCGGGUUACCCGCCUCAGCCUGCUUACGGAGGCUACCCGCCUCAGCCGGGUUACGGUGGGUACCCGGGUUAUCCGCCGCAGCCCGCCUAUGGUGGGUACGGGGCGCCGAUGGCGCAGAGGCCUCACAAGAGCGGCGGCGGAAGCGGAGGGAAGAUGGCGCUGGGAGUCGGAGCCGGGUUGCUGGGCGGGUUGUUGGUCGGUGAUAUGAUUUCGGAUGUUGGGGAUAUGGCGGCUUACGAUGCGGGUUAUGGUGCCGGGUUUGACGAUGGAUUUGACUUCUGA
Linum tenue is the source of this 906-nucleotide messenger RNA. NCBI's taxonomy places the organism in Eukaryota, Viridiplantae, Streptophyta, Magnoliopsida, Malpighiales, Linaceae. The record is from the annotation of a GenBank genome assembly.